AUGGUUGUCCGCACCAACAUCUCCACACCCUCGCUGCCCGAUCUGGAGGAGGAGGAUUUCACGGAAGUGGAGAUUUCCGGGCCUUCGACAGGAUUUCGGAUUUCUCGGCCCGUGUCGUUUGAAACACCGACCGGCCUCGGAAUUAGCGUACCCCAGAGGCGCCCUAGUGACUCCAUCAUCGGCAACAAGGGUCUUCAGCCUUUGACAGCUUUGACAACAGACAGAUCUGCCGAAAGACCUACAUCGGGCUCUUCCCAGGAUUCGGAUUGCUCCGAAGACAACCCGACCUCAAGACUGAGCUCCAUGACCUCGGUAUCUACCUCGAUUUUCGCGUCACCUGAUUUGGCGUCGCCCAAACAGAUCACGAGUUCAGCUUCGAACUCCACCAUCACGUCUGCAACUACUGUUGCGUCAGCCAUAAGCCCUCAGCAUCCACAGCCACGGCCUAGAAUGCUGCAUUCCAUGGCCUCUUCUCCGAACAUCGGACUUAAUCGCUAUGACUCGGCUGUUUCGCUUGCCAACUCGGCAACAUCGUUGGCCAAUUCGUCUUCCACAACGCUACACAUGGGCCACCGCAGUUUCCACUCCAGUGAGACUACUUUGGCAGCUACAAGGAGGCCACGUUUUCACAAAAGCGCAUUCAAAAGCUCGGUUCGCUCGGCCAAUCGUGCUAAGCAGUAUGAGGAGCUGGAGUCAGAUGACGAGAUCCCGGAGAACUCACAAAUCUGGAAUAUCCCGCUUGCAGCUUCGUCAACUUCCUCGCUUUUUGUCAGUGGAGCUCCCGAGUCCGUUAAGAAGGCGUUUGAUGACUCAAAUGCGCCAUUACCACCCAGCCCAUUGCCUUCAGGGCUCGGAUUUCCGGUCCUUUCCUCCAAGAAUGACAGGAAAUACAAAGUUGCGAGCCAGGACUCUUUUCUCAGUCUUUCCCCCAUUGCCAAGGAGAUAUCCACAUUCUACGAGGCGUCGGGUGAGAGCUUCUUCCAAAACGAGCUCAAACAGCGCAAAUCGCUUAGUGUGAAUGUCACUGGACCAGAGCAGAUAGCCCAGGCUGGACUUGAGGAUUUUAAUAUCAUUUCCAAGGAAAAGUGCGAGACUGUUACUCCAACGCGACCAAUGUGGCUUCCUCCAAAGGAGAAGGCUGAGUCGCGGAGGCAUGAGCGCGAAUUCCGAAGGAUGGUUGAGAAGGCUGGACAUUUGGAAAGACAGAAAAAUGAAGCCAGAGAACUCUAUAGACGGACCAAGCUGGUCAAUGACGCGAGACUUGAGUAUCUCGGUUCUAAGGAACGACUCAGCUCGGCGAAUUUGGCUGAAGUCAAGAAAAUGGCGUGGAAAACGGGAAUUCCAGCCUCGUUGCGAUUCCGCAUCUACUCCAAGAUCUAUUCCCACGAGAAGAAGCCUUUUGAUUUGGCCUAUGGCGAUUCCGCGAGACUAAGCACACCAAAACAGCACUCUUUGGACACAGCCACACGCUUUAACGUGGAUCAGAAAUCACUAGCAACUCUCCUGGAGACAGUUUCCGUGUUACCAACACGUUUCGGCUCCAAUGAGCUAUGUGCAUCCUUGAUUGAUCUAGGAUUUACGGUUCCGCAAUCACUGACUGUUCUCAACCUCUUGAAACAGUCUAUGUCAUCUCCGGAUUACAUUGCCAAGUUUAACGGAGCCGUGCAAACAAACGAGAAGUUCCGCAGUCAUUUGACUGCCGACUACCGCGACGAGCUUUCUGUUCUUAAUCUCGAUAUUGCCAGCUCUGUUUUGCAGGCGAGCUUUCCAGUGCGGGUUCUCUCGCGACUGGUGGAGAUUCUUCUGGUUGAUCCAGAGGACUACAGGUUACUUCUAGCUGUGAUGGUUGUUAUCAUCAAACAUCACCAUUUUGGCUGGGGCAAUCUGCAAAAUCUCAUGAUGGACAGAAAGGUAUUUACUAUCGGAGACUCCAAUGCUUUUUUCACGAAAGUUUAUUCGAACUACAAAAAGCUCCGAAGUAUAUGA
Molecule: messenger RNA, 1986 nt
Organism: Kuraishia capsulata CBS 1993
Lineage: Eukaryota; Fungi; Ascomycota; Pichiomycetes; Pichiales; Pichiaceae
Exons: 1
Coding region: 1-1986 (661 amino acids)
Biological process (GO): fungal-type cell wall organization
Source: RefSeq, a predicted model, not a curated record